Molecule: messenger RNA, 6823 nt
Organism: Trichobilharzia szidati
Lineage: Eukaryota; Metazoa; Platyhelminthes; Trematoda; Strigeidida; Schistosomatidae
Source: the annotation of a GenBank genome assembly
CGAAAAGUAUGCAUACACCUCGAAACGCGGGGUUUUGGUUCUGAGGCUUUUCUUGAGAUUAUGAUUGAAUGGGUGAAUAAACCUACGUAAAUCGAGUGUAUAUGCAGUCUUAGAUCAUCCUGAGGACGUUAAUUGUGAGUGUAUCUACUGACAAAUAUGUCCCAUCGUAACUACGUGCGUGAGGAGCAAUAUGUUGGGCCGUAUAGACUUGAGAAAACUUUGGGAAAGGGUCAGACAGGACUUGUUAAAAUGGGAGUACAUUGUGUAACAGGUAAAAAGGUGGCUGUGAAGAUAGUCAAUCGAGAGAAGUUAAGCGAUAGUGUACUUCAAAAGGUUGAAAGAGAAAUUGCUAUUAUGAAAUUGAUUGAACAUCCUCAUGUACUGGGAUUAUAUGAUGUAUACGAAAAUCGACGACAUUUAUAUCUUAUCCUGGAACAUGUUUCUGGCGGGGAACUAUUCGACUAUCUUGUUCGUAAGGGUCGGUUAGCACCAAAAGAAGCUAGAAGAUUUUUCAAACAAAUUAUUUCUGCCCUGGAUUUUUGUCAUAGUCAUUGUAUUUGCCAUAGAGAUUUGAAGCCAGAGAAUCUAUUACUGGAUGAUCAACUGAAUAUACGUGUUGCUGAUUUCGGUAUGGCGUCAUUACAACCUGAAGGUUCAUUAUUAGAAACAAGUUGUGGCUCACCUCAUUAUGCUUGUCCUGAAGUAAUAAGGGGCGAAAAAUAUGAUGGACGUAUGGCAGAUGUUUGGUCCUGUGGUGUAAUUUUAUAUGCUCUCUUAGUGGGUGCACUACCAUUCGAUGAUGAUAAUUUAAGAAAUCUAUUGGAAAAAGUCAAAAAAGGCGUAUUUCAUAUACCAGCAUUUGUUUCAGCUGAUUGUCAGUCAUUAUUAAGAGCUAUGAUUGAAGUGGAUACACGUAAACGUAUUACAUUAAAAGAGGUACUUGAACACAAAUGGGUUAUUGGUGAUCAGAAUACACCGUUACCUUUGGAGUUGCCAAUGACUCAGGCUGUACAAACGGCUAUCAUUCCAACACGUGCUGAUAUUGAUCCAGACAUAUUUUCUACAAUGACUUCUUUACAAUGCUUUCGUGAUCAAGAAAGAUUAGUUGAAGAAUUAUUAUCUCCAGUUCAUAAUACUGAAAAGGUAAUAUAUUUUCUUCUGUUGGAUCGUAAACUUCGCAAUCCAAGCUCAGAUGAUCCAGAUGAAAUUCGAUCUAGGAGCAGUACUCAAAGCCUAGGUUCUUCAAAAGCUGAUCCACCCCGUAAAAGGAUAGACAGUUUAAAGCUCACAUUGAACGGUUCAUCGCGCUUAUCCCUUGGCAAUUUAAGUGAAGGUUCUCCAUUAUCUGGUCGCCGAGGUUUAGCUGUACAAAAGUUACGGAAAAAAUCAUUUUCAAGUGGAUUAGAUAGUCAAUCGAGUACACCAGCUGUCAGUCCAUUAGGCUCACCACUUUCCCUUCAACGUGUUCAUUACAGGCCAGUUGGUUGUGAAAGUUUAGAAAAUGCACAUCCUGGUCAUGUGUCUAUUUCAGUACCACAGUCCUCACGCCCACAAACAGUAUGUUCCGUAGCUUAUACCAGCUCAAAUGAUCCACGUUUAAUCGUACCCGCAGCAGCAACAACAACAACAACAACGACAAUUAAUACUUCUACAGAUAAUGGUGCCAAUACUACGAAAACUUCGUCAAACCAUUUACCAACAAAUAUUACUAGUGUACCAUCUAAUUCUCCUCAUGGGAUUACUACUAAUUCGUCGCCUAGUGCUCAACCAUCUCAAAUACCAUUGCCACCACCACAACAACACCAUCCAAAUUUAAAUAUAUACUAUUUUGGGAGCAUUCCACAUAUUGGUCAUCGACCUCAGCAUUUUCUUCAUCCAUCAAUGACUCCUAUUCCUGUUGCUACAACACUAGCACCACCACCGCAUUUCGUACCUCCGUUCCAUUUACUUCCUCAUCUUCACCCUCAUUCAUUUACACCUGGACCUUAUUUUAUACCACCGAUCCCACCGUUUUCAAGUGGCAAUGGUGGUGGAUCUUCUGUAAUGUCACCUCCGCCUAACGCUGCUAUGCCUAAUUUAUCUACAAACAAUAAUAUGGGACAGUUACCAGUGCUUACUGAAGUUUCAUCUACUUUUGAUCAUAAUAAUCUAUCAAUGAAUCCGAAUGAAAUUUCAUCCACUUCCUCGUCAAUUCCAAUUUCUUCUUCUUCUGUCUCAGGAAUUACUACAGAUUGUAAUUCCAGUUCUAAUGUACCUAUGAAAUCAAAUCAAAUGACAGGCAAUGGAAUUAGUAGUAUAACAAAUGUAACAACGUCAAGUGUCUCAACAACAACAGCAACAACAACAACAUCAGUAACUACACCAACAGUAUCUACCAAUAAUCUUAGUCAUUACUCAGAAGAACAAUCAGUUGAUAAACAGCUGAGUAAACCUUCAGACUCUAUUGCAAACGAUGGCUCCAGCAAUUCAAAUUUAAUCAGAGUCUCUCAUAAAGAAUAUGAUAAAGAUUUGCAGUCUUCCAUCUUAUCGACUGCAACAAAUCAUAUGCACUUGAAUAAUUCAUCGAGUACAGCUCCGUCAUCUCCUGUCGGUGGUGUACAGUCAAUUCGAAAGAAAUACAACUCAAUAGCUCACUCAUCACCGCCUCCAUUGCAACCACAAUCAGGACAUAAUGUUACUCAUCAAAAUUCGAAAGAUGGACAAUUUCAACAAUCCCCAGCUCAGUCACCAAUACCUAGCGAUAAAAUGAGUUCUCCGUCAAUUAACAAUGCCAAUGUACUGCGUGAGAAAACGCGUAAUAAUGGUACAACAAAUUUGCAAUCAGAUGUAAACGGACAAACUGUUAAAUACUCUACUCAAGAAAAUUCUCGUAUUAGAUCUGAAGUUAGAAAACCUCGUUUAGAUGGCUUGAAAACUGUGGACACUUUAACCUGUGGAAGUCCUGUAUUGACAUCGUCUUCUUCAUCUACUGCUAACAGUCCAAUUUUAUCUCAUGCAGCCUUAUCUAAUGCUCCACCAACUAGUCCUACAUCAGGAACAGCGCAUCAACCAUGGCGUGUAAAAUUAAAUAACUUGAAAAUGUCAUUUUUAGGUUCACCAAGAUUUCACAGGAAAAAAUCAUCACUUAUUCAUACAACUGAUCAGUUGAGUGAAACUCCUCCAAGUAGUCCAAAUUCUUUUUCACAAAGUCAAUGGAGAAACUCAGGACGUUCAUCUGGUUUAGAACCUUCUCCCUUAUUAACGCAUAAAUCAUGGUUCAAUGGUUUUCUGACAGCAGCAUCUGGUCAUGUAAUUACUAAAGGCAGUCAACAUGCAGCGAAUGCAGCCGCAGCUGCACAAGACUCAGCUGCAUUGGCAAUAUCAAUUCAAUCAAAAUGUAAAGAAGAAAAUGAAAAGAUUAAGGAAGAAAAUGAACAAAGUGAAUUGCAUCAUGAAAAAGAUGCUAAUUCGGAUAAAUUGUCUGAACAGAUUUCAACUAGUAGUGAAUUAACAGAAAGUUGGAAGAAUUCAAGUGUAAUAUUUGAUGGAAGUAAUAAUAGUAAUAAUAAUAAUAAUAAUAGGACUACUAAUACUAAUGUUUCAGAGUCACAAUAUUCAACCUCUCAACCUUCUUCACCAUCAUACUCAACAGUUUCAGAUGGUGUAGUAAAGUCUCAUCAUCACUAUCAUCAUACGCAUCAUUAUCCACAUCACAGUCAAUUACAACACCAAUCACAUCAUAUCGGUGCUACAACUGAUACACAGUUCAUUUCUAGUCAAUUACACUCUUCAGAUUUUAGUUCAACUGCUAAACCGAUUGAAAGACGAGGAUUUAAACCAUUCACAUCUCCACUCACCAAUACUGUUACUGCUACUACUAAUAAUAAUGCAAGUAGUAGUGGUACAUCAGGUGGAGGUAAUGCACCACCAGAAGAGACGAACCAUGUAGUGAUGGUGAAAGGUCGUGCUCUGAACAGACUUAAAGCAGAACUUGUACAGGUCUUCUUAGCCACACCUGGUGUUGUUCAUACAGUAAUUUCGCCAACUAGUUUUCGAGCUGAAUAUCGUCGUGCGGGUAGUGGAUCAAGUUUACUUGCUCGACCAGUUAAACUACAAGUUGAUAUGGUUCGUGCAACUGGAGGGAUCAGUACAGGUUCUGGACAUCAGAACAAUAUCAACUCAAUCUCAUCUGAACGAGAAGUGUAUGCAGUGAAUUUCCAGUUAUUAUCAGGACCAACGCGUCGGUUUAAACGUCUUUGUGAUCAACUUCAAACAGCGCUUUUGUCCGGUGCUGCAAAUCCAAGCUUUGUUGCUCACAGUACAUUAAGUUCAGUUGGAGGAACAACAUCAAUUACUAGUGUAUCUCCAACAUCUAAUAUUGUUACAACAACAACUGUAAGCUCACUUACUUCAUCCUCUGCAUCAUUAACCUCUACAAAAGGACAUAAUCAUAGCUUAGAUGAACAGAAUUCAGGACAAAAUACUUCUGAUUUACACUUUAAUCAAAAUCAAAUCAAUCAACCUCUACAGUCCCGGUCCAGUGAAGAUGAAUCAGUUUCCUCUUCAAAGUUUACUAAUCCUGAUGAGAUUAGUUCUCAGAAAAAUAUUAAGACAUCUUUACCUGUUGUUUCUCCACAAUCAAAGGAUACAUUGAAUUCAACAUCAGAUACUAUGGUUUGUCAAUGAUAUAUAUAUUCUCUUUGAUUUUCCUCUUUUCAACAAUGUGCAUACACAAUUCCAAAAAGCCUUUCAUUAACAUCACUCUAAUUCUGAAUAAUAAUAAUAAUAAAGUAUUUAUUAAAUAAUUUUAUGACUUAUGUCUUAUCUCUCAAUAAAAAUAAAUUACUCAUAGUUCUUUUUAUGAUUUCUUUUUUGUUUGUUUGUUUUUAAGUAGGACACCAUAUACCUUACUUAAAUGCGUGUACUUAAAUCACAGUGUGUUUGUGUGUGUGUGUGUACGUUUGUCUGAUGAAUUUCCUCUCUUUUUUGUUCAUUAUUUGACCUCACGUACUGACAGUGAUUAAUAACGCUCAUACAAAACCCUAUCAACACAUUAAUUAUCUGUAUUCCUGAUAUGUUCCUGUAUUAGUUAACGUUACAGAAAAUCUCCUUCCUCUUGCUGUCAGUCUAUCUUUCUUCAUGUUGAUCCUUUUCCACUCUUAUGUUGACUUUGACGACUUUCGUUUUGUGUUUACUUCAACAUCUGUUUGUCUAUGUAUCUGUACGGUUGUAGAUAAAGUUAUCACAUUGGAUUCUUUUUAUCGCUUUUCCUCUUGUAGUUUGUCAAAAUUCAAUGAAGUGUACUAACGUUAAAAAUGAAGUACGUUGAACACUAACCGAGCUAUACAGUUAUUAUUAUUAGUAUUAUUUUUUGUCUUUGCUUGUGUGUAAUCUGUCAUUAAGUUAUGUAUAUUGAAUAAUGGAAAAGGAGACAGCUCUCCUGUUUGUGUGCUUUAGUGUGCUGUUUUCUUUGUCAGUGUAUUAUUAUUAUUAUCAUUAAUCUUGGGGCUGUUAAUUCUUUGUUUACUUUGAGGUAAUUGUUGUACCACCACUAACUAGCUUGGAUGAUACAACAUCUAUUAUGGAUUUUUCACCUUUUUUUGUCUAAAUGAAAACUCCACUUAACUUCGAUAUAUACAUAUAUAUAUAUAUAUAUAUAUAGCUCAUUCGUAAUAAUAAAACCCAUAUUUGUCUUCUUCUUUGCCGUUUGAUUCAACGCCUUCAUUGAUUGUGUUGAUGGCUAUUGUACACACAUUUCUUUUCAUUGGCAAUAUUAGCCCAUUCCUUUAUAUGUAUCUCUAAACGUUUCUUACUCUCUUGCCUAUUGAUUCGAUUUUCAACGACUGUAUUUUGCCAAACUCUUCAUGCAUUUCAUAUACAUAAAUUACACACAUAUACACCUACUCAUUAUUAUCAUUAUCAUUAUUGUUAUUAUAAUCAUCAUCACUAUUGAGUUAAAAUAAUGUUACAUUAUCAGUGGCGUAUCCAUCUGUGAAUUUUGUUUGUGAAAAAAAAUGGUAAUGAGCGCUGAUAUCACUUAUUAUUAUUAUUAUUACUAUGUUUGUUGGUGUUUGUACCUGAUUAAUGUGUAUUUGAUGAUAAUAAUUAUUAUUAUUGUUAUUAGGUGCAAACACUGUUGGUGUGCUAUGUAUUUUUAGAAGUAUGUUCUUCCUACUCUUACACUUUUCUUUUGUCGAUAUAUAUAUUCACUCUACUAUUCUUUCUGUAUCUGGUCGUGCAAUACUACUAAUAAUAUGGUAGCUAUAUAUAUACAUAUAUAUAUACCUUUCAGAAAAAUAAUUGCAUUUCGUUUUAUCCCACUUUGCUUAUCUUGUUCCUUCGCCUCUUGUUCACACACAGACAAUGAAGACCAGUAGACAUAUGAUGGUGAUGAUGAUGAUAUGAUGACGAAAAUUAUUUUCUGCAUUUCUUUUCUUACUUAGAGGAAUACUCUAUCUCUUCCUUUCGUUCCUUCCCUCCUUUCUUUCUUUUUCUUUCUUUCUUGGCUUUUUCCAUUGUGUAAUAUUUUUUAUCAUUAUUGAAUAAUAUCUGUCUAUUAGAAGAAUUCAUUUUUUUUGUUACACUUUUCUAUCAUUAUCAUUAUUUGCUUGCCUUUUUUGUUAUCAGGAUAUCUAGUUUUGUUUUUUCCAUGUGGGUUCUCUUAUUCACAUCAAUUUUCUUCCUGUCCAUCUCCCUUUCUCUCCUCUCUCUCUCCCUCUUUCUGUCUUUUGUUUACUUGGUUGCCUUGAUUUCCUGAUAACUACAGACAUACAUUAUACUGAUAACUAUAAGGUGAAUAUAUAUAUAUAUAUAUAUAAUUAUGAAAAUAAAUAUUUAAAAAUGG